Molecule: messenger RNA, 2002 nt
Organism: Blastomyces gilchristii SLH14081
Lineage: Eukaryota; Fungi; Ascomycota; Eurotiomycetes; Onygenales; Ajellomycetaceae
Exons: 3
Coding region: 801-1298 (165 amino acids)
Source: RefSeq, a predicted model, not a curated record
GCUGCAUGCUCAGGGUUACCUCGUCGUGCAUUCAGCGUUGCAAUAAUGGUUUUUGUAUAACCUUUCUCAAGAACCAUUACACUGCAGGCCAUGCUCCCCAUAUGAGACAAUUGAGCUAUCAAAAUUAGCUAAACUUGUCAUACGGGUUUACAUUGUCAAAGAACUCUGCUGGAGCUCUGUUCUUCUAUUUUCUAUUUCCUAUUUUCUAUUUUCUUUCCUCUUUUUAUUUCUUUUCUUGCCUCUUAACGGCCCAUGAAUUUUGCUAUGGUCGAUCAUCUGCUACAUCUUAUCAUUCGUUAACAAGGGAGAAAUUAAAGAGGACAAGUGAACAAAGCUGGCUUUUUUGCCUUGUUCUGCUAUCUUUGAGUGCCGACAUUGUCAUACUCCAUUUUUCUACCGCUGCGAAACUCAUUACGGGAUGGCACUAUUUUAAUUUGCCCUCCGGACUCGCUCUCUUGAAUGAGAGUCACGAAGAGUUGUUACAGAUUAGACAGAGCAUUCACAUUCCAUCCUCCUUGCGGUUCCCCUCUCAUUAUCCUAGAUAUCUUCUUGCGAAUUGCUCUCAAUAUUCUUGACCCGACUUAACUUAUAGACACUGGGGCAUAGAACUAGCUAGGUUCACUCUUUAAGAUUUCACUCUGUUUUACAAUGUGCCGUUGGUCGACAGCCCUGUAUACCUGCGGCCACCGCUCCCCGCCCGUGCGUGUGGAAGAAGAGACAUGCGAAGACAGCGCAAAUUGUACUUAUGACGGCUCAGAUGCAACUUUCAAAGUCUCAUACAAGUGCCGGCUUUGCGAUCCAUGGGAGGGCCCCCCAUCACAAUAUCCACCUGCAGCAGCACCAGUUGCACCAUCACAAGCACCAGCACCAACACCAGCACCAGCACCAGGACAGGCACCGGCUAUGGCAACAGCUCCAAAGUCAACAACUACAACAAGAACAAAAUCAAGAUCAGUAGCAAAAACCCCAUCGCCGCGGAGGUCAUCGAAACGGAGAAGAAGAAUAGGGAAAGCGAUCAAAAGGGGAUUCAAGAAAACGGCCAUAUGCAUCUGCCAAAGAAAAUAAACUGGGAAGAAAGGAGGGUUGGAACAUUAAGAGAACAAGCUCGCUCACGGGAAAUAAAACCUUGCAUGGCUGUUGAACAGCCAGUUCCAGGAGGGACUGUUUUCGAUAAAAAACUAUACCCACGGCCCUCUCGAUUGUCCAUUUUUGAAAUGCAAAACGGAAAGGGCGUUUUACGGCUGCACAACACAACGAUAAUAAUAAACAAUACGGGAGUUUUGAUGAUAUGGAUUUAAAUUUCUACGGGGUUGGGAUCUGAGAGGAGGACUAUAAUAGCAGUGUUUACAGUUGACCCGCACAACGCCCUGGAAGAUCAAGUGCUUCAAGCCAUUUACUGGGAUUGGGAGAUAUCAUCCAUGUGCUUUUGUCCUUUAGAUGCAGACUGCGAUUUAAUUUCCUCGUCUUUACUCAGUCCACCGUUUGUCUGCGUGGUAAUCUGCAAAUUCUGGAAGGAGUAGGGGAGGGGGGGGGGAAUGAUGAUGGAUGGGUGGGUUGUUCAUACAGCAAGCUCAAGGCGCCGGGAUAAGUUAAUUUUGGCAAGCCAGUUCUAAUCAUGCAUGCAUGCAUGCAUGGACUCUGGUGCUCUGGUGUUUUGUGUGAAAGGCGUUGUCUAUGGACUUGUGUUUUUUUUUCCUUUUUCAGGGGGGUUCCUUUCUUCGCUUAUUUUCCAUCUUGCUACUGUGCAUUGAAUGUAUCAAAAUUGUCUUUUAGUCCAUUUCAUUGGGCAGAGGGUCGCUGGUGGCAUUGUGAUAUUUUUUCCCCCGUUUUUCUUUUAAUGGUUUCAUUUAAGUGUGGCAUUUCCUCUUUUCUUUAUCCGAUUAAGUCUGGUUGUCUGGGUUGACCGGGGGUGUACAGUACUGUGGAAUAUUCAAGCAGUUGACAUCCUUUUAUAUCACUUCCUAAAGUUUGAUUAGUUAUGAAUUUAUUUACAAAAUUUGCC